CUUGGGGCACCUCGCAAUGACCCAAUCGUGCGGUUUGUUUGGUUCGUCGCGUUCCUGUUCUGUGGAUCUCUCCUCUCUCCUCUCUUUUCUUCUCUUCUUUUGUUGUUCACACACGCGAUGCUUGUUCGGGCAGUGGCUGGCCUGCUGAUCGUCCUUUGUGUGGUGGAGGGACAACAGGUGCACGCAGACGCCAUCACCCAUCCACUCAUCAAGUGUGUCCAUGUCUGACUCAUGCGUCCAGGUCCAUUUGCGUGGCCUGCAGGAGGUUACCCCGCCGAACGGCACGUCACUGUCAGCGUCAGAGUAUGAGGGGCUGCUCGGCCUACUGGGGGGCAACGACACCACAGAACUCACCUCACUCUACCGGUAGACACACAUCAUGCCAACAGCUGGGAUGAUGGGCAGAUUCUGUGUCUGUGUGUGUGUAGGACGUCUGUUCACGGCACCACCUAUGGCGACCUGCUGGACAGAGUGGGCGACGCGAAGCCUAUCGUGCUGGUCAUCAGGAAGGACAAGUAUGUUUUCGGCGUCUUCAUCAGCAAGGGUCUGCUGCUGCCCGACGACCGAACGGGAAGCAACUUCUACGACUGUCAGAAUACAUACCCGUGUGAUCUGUGGCAUUUCUCGCUGGCCGGGCACUUUCCCAAGCCGACCAAGAUCGAGAUCCGCCCAGUAAUCAAGCGUGUGGAGGUGGCGGGGAGGGAGGGGAAUGUGAGUGGUGCGAAUUUCAUAAUCGGGACGUAUCAGCUUUUGGCCUGUGGUGUGGUGGCUGAGUCUGGGCUGGGUCCGAGGAAUAAGCGGACUGCUGCCGACAUUCGCAGCUGCGCUCAGAGAAUCCCCAUGAGCCUUCUACCUGAGGGCUACACCGGGGAGAAGAAUAGCAGCUGGGGCUAUGCUCUGUUCGGCGGCGGGUCAGGCUAUUUCACGGCCGAUGAGAUAGAAGUGCUGCAAGUGCGAGAGUCAAUUGACCAACCUUCACCCCCUAUGACAACAGCACCCGAACCAGUUGACAGCACACCGACAAUAACACCCCAGCCGACAACAACCGGGCCGAUUAGCGCACCCCUCACGACAACAUCCGAUCCAGCUGAGAGCGCAGCGGUGUGUCAGGGGGGCUUGCGGUGGGGCGGGAUGGUAGUAGCGAUGCUUAUCUGCACGGGGGGGCUCUUGUAGAGCUCCUCGACUAUGCUGUGUGUCUGUGUGUGCACGUCGCAUGGGUUCAUGGCUUAUGAGAUAGAGGUGCAGUAGUCAGGGAGAGAAAGAUGUGUGCUUUUGCCACUCUCUAUAGUGCUGUCUGGCGCACAGAGGAGGUGCCCUCCUCUGUGCGCCCCUGUCUGUCUGCCUGUCCACGUCUAGGUGUACCUGAUCUGCCGGCACACUGCUGGUGCCCCAGUGUGUGUGUGUGUAUUGUGCAUUGGUGUGUUUGUCUGCUGAUCAGUGAGUUUGUGUGUGCGCUGGCUGGACUGACUCCAACGAAUGAGUGACUAUGGCUGACUGUCUUUUUAUCGUUGUCCUCCCCUGAUGUGUUCGUUGGAGUAAGUAGGUCUGUCAGUGUGUGUGUUGUUGAUCGAGUGAAUGACAGUGUAUGUGGCCUCACAGACAGACAGACAGACAGACGGCCAUUCAUUCACCGCUAUGCCAAAUGGCCGCACAAAGCGCCGCCACACGUGGAAGGGAUGCUUGCAUGAA
This is a messenger RNA of Vitrella brassicaformis, 1689 nucleotides long. The record is from the annotation of a GenBank genome assembly. NCBI's taxonomy places the organism in Eukaryota, Vitrellaceae.